UUUAUUUGUUUGAAUUUUAUUUUUUAUAUGAAAUAACUUAGUCCGUAAGUUUUGGGAAGACUUUUUUGUUGUAGCAAAAUUGCGAGAAUAGUGCACCACUUAGUUUAGGUGGGAUUUCGAUAACGUCCUCCUAGUUUAAUCGAAAAUACUUGCCUUUUUUUUUUUUAAGAAGUAGGAAUUCUUAAUUUCAUGCCGUGUGACAUGUAUGUCAAGAUUUCUUCUUCGUAUAUUUUUUUAUAAAUUAUUUUUACAUAAUAUUUGUAAAUCUGUGAAUUAGAGGAGAUAGGAAUGCCUCCUUCCUUGGGCAAGGAGGAAAGCAGUUUCCUAGUCCAAUUUUGUCAAUUCAACAGGAGACUUAUGUCAUAAAAAGCACCACUACGCUCUUACUACCCAACAAAAACCCUAGAACCCCAAACUUGAUCCCAUCAGCACACAGACAGCUAUGGCUCGUCACAGAGAUGAAGAUGACUACGAACCAGACCAAGUUCUAGAUGGGGAUGAAGAAGAGGAACAUGAGGAGGAGCAGGGAGGACAAAUAUCCAGACAGAAGCGGAGGAGAUCGGAUUUCAGAGACGAUGAUGAGGCUUAUGGUGGUGGUGUGAGUCGUAAACGGAGGAAUAAGAGGCCUAUUGGGUCAAAGUUUUUUGAUAUCGAGGCCGAGGUCGAUAACGAUGAGGAGGAGGAAGAGGAAGAUGAGGGCGAGGACGACUUCAUUGUUGAUACUGGAGCUGAUCUCCCUGAAGAAGAACAUGAUGGUAGAAGGAUGCAUCGUCAUCGUCCAUUGCGGCCGCAAGAAGAUGAGCAAGAAGAAGAUGUUGAAGCGCUUGAGAGAAGAAUUCAAGCGCGGUAUGCAAGGUCAUCACCUAGUCGUGCAGAAUACGACGAGGAGGAGACAACUGAUUUGGUGGUGAAUCAGCAAGCUCUUUUACCUUGUGUUAGGGACCCAAAGUUGUGGAUGGUGAAAUGCGCGAUCGGUCGUGAGCGAGAGGCAGUUGUUUGCUUAAUGCAAAAGUAUAUUGAUAAACCUAAACUGAACAUCAAGUCUGCUGUUGCCCUAGACCACCUCAAAAGCUUUAUAUACAUUGAAGCCGACAACGAAGCCCAUGUGAGGGAGGCUUGCAAAGGUCUGCGCAAUAUACUUGCCCUACAUAAGGUAAACCGUGUUCCGAUCGGAGAAAUGACUGACGUUCUUUCGGUUGAAAGCAAGGCAAUUGAUGUUUCUAGGGGCACAUGGGUCAGAAUGAAGAUGGGGACCUAUAAAGGAGACCUUGCCAAGGUUGUCGGUGUCGAUGAUGUGCGGCAGAGAGUCAGGGUAAAAUUAAUUCCAAGGAUUGAUUUACAAGCUAUUGCAAAUAAACUGGAGGGCAGACAAGUUGUGAAAAAGAAGGCAUUUGUUCCUCCUCCACGCUUUAUGAAUAUUGAUGAAGCAAAACAACUGCAUAUUCGUGUAGAGCGUAGACGAGAUCCGGUGACUGGUGAUUACUUUGAGAGUAUUGAUGGCAUGCUGUUUAAAGAUGGUUUCCUGUACAAGGCAGUAUCGAUGAAAUCAAUUAGCUCUCAAAACAUACGUCCCACUUUGGAUGAACUUGAAAAAUUCCGGAAACCCGGGGAGAAUGGUGCCCGUUUGUCAACUUUAUUUUCAAACAGAAAGAAGGGACCCUUUGUGAAGGGUGAUACAGUUAUUGUUGUCAAGGGAGAUCUUAAAAAUUUGAAAGGAUGGGUUGAGAAAGUUGAGGGAGAGAUUGUUCAUAUCAGGCCCGAAAUUAAACAACUUCCAAAAACUCUUGCCUUAAACGAAAAAGAGCUUUGCAAAUACUUCGAACCUGGGAAUCAUGUGAAAGUUGUAUCUGGUACUCUGGAAGGUGCAACUGGUAUGGUUGUUAAGGUUGAGCAGCAUGUGCUCAUCAUUUUAUCCGAUAUAACCAAGGAACAUAUCCCUGUGUUUGCUGAUGAUGUUGUGGAGAGUUCUGAGGUGACAUCCGCUAGUUGCUAUUCUGAUGCAGGAGCAUCUACAAGGCUCUCCAAGAGUACUUGGGCCCGUUAGUCUAUUCUUUUACUAGGUUUUCUUUGAAUUUCCUGUUCUGGUUUAAUUUUCCAGAGAGUUGAUUAGCAUCCAACCUCAAGUCACUUAGGUUUACUAGUUGACAAGGUUCAG
This is a messenger RNA of Prunus persica (peach), 2155 nucleotides long. RefSeq names its product putative transcription elongation factor SPT5 homolog 1. Lineage: Eukaryota; Viridiplantae; Streptophyta; Magnoliopsida; Rosales; Rosaceae. Gene Ontology annotation, cellular component: DSIF complex; ribosome. Gene Ontology annotation, biological process: translation; transcription elongation-coupled chromatin remodeling; regulation of transcription by RNA polymerase II. The record is from RefSeq and is a predicted model, not a curated record. Bases 443 to 2044 code for a protein of 533 amino acids. Gene Ontology annotation, molecular function: mRNA binding; structural constituent of ribosome. The transcript has a single exon.